AUGGUUAGGGCUCCAUGCUGCGAUAAAACGGGCCUGAAGAAAGGCUUGUGGACUGCGGAAGAAGAUCAAAUUCUCAUCAACUUCAUCACCCAAAAUGGGCAUCCCAAUUGGCGGGCACUUCCCAAACAGGCCGGAUUGUUGAGGUGUGGAAAGAGUUGUCGUCUCCGGUGGAUGAACUACUUGCGCCCCGAUAUUAGGAGAGGGAAUUUUACCAAACAAGAGGAGGAUUCUAUCAUUCAAUUGCAUGCACAAUUGGGAAAUAAAUGGUCUGUGAUUGCAUCAAGAUUGUCGGGGCGGACAGAUAAUGAGAUAAAAAAUGUUUGGCACACUUACUUGAAGAAACGAGUCGCCAGAAAAUAUCAACCCCAACCGCAAAUCAAGACCGGAGAAGUUGAAUACUCAUCUAAUCAGUAUUGUCAACAAGUGGAGCUCAGCAUGCCGGGGGAAUCCCUCAGUGAGGUCUCAUCGGCCAUCAUUUCCGACGAUGCUCUGAUGUCGAAUUUGUUAUACAAGUGGCCGGAGAUGGGUGAGAGUUUCUGGUUGGAGGUUUUUCCGGUGGAGGAAUGGAGUGACAUUAGUGAUUUCUCAUCUGGCUAUAACCAUCCUGAUCAACUUCGUUUUGCUGACUCGGAAUUAAAUAUGGAAGAUUGCAGUGUUUGGUCGGAUGUGUUUAAUAAGGCCAAUGAAUUAACGGAACUUAUUUGA
Molecule: messenger RNA, 705 nt
Organism: Salvia miltiorrhiza (redroot sage)
Lineage: Eukaryota; Viridiplantae; Streptophyta; Magnoliopsida; Lamiales; Lamiaceae
Product: transcription factor MYB14-like
Exons: 3
Coding region: 1-705 (234 amino acids)
Source: RefSeq, a predicted model, not a curated record